This is a messenger RNA of Colletotrichum abscissum, 1029 nucleotides long. Its product is annotated as SUR7 protein. The transcript has a single exon. The record is from RefSeq and is a predicted model, not a curated record. Lineage: Eukaryota; Fungi; Ascomycota; Sordariomycetes; Glomerellales; Glomerellaceae. The coding region runs from base 1 to 1029 and encodes 342 amino acids. Gene Ontology annotation, cellular component: plasma membrane; cell cortex of cell tip. Gene Ontology annotation, biological process: fungal-type cell wall organization.
AUGGGUGUCGGCCGUGUUAUCUGCGUGGCUCUGCCAUUCAUCCUCAGCGUUGGUUCCAUGAUCUUCCUGCUGGUCGCUGCUCUCGGCGGUGUUUCCAACAAGGACCUUUACAUGUUCCGCGUCAACCUCACCGAUCUCGAGAUCAACCCUGCUUCCGUAUCAAGUAUAGUCUCAAGGGACGUCAAGGCAGUCAACUUUGGAAAGUACCACGACCGCGCUCUUCUCACCGGCGAUGGUGACAACGCCAUCACCAAGGCUGCCACCGACUCCUCCACCACUCAGACCAGUAACAUCACCGCUGCCGACCUUGGCCUCGACAACCUCUACGACAUCGCUCUCUGGGGUUACUGCACCACCGACACCAACGGCGACAAGACCUGCACCAAGGCCAAGUUCGACUGGGCUUCAUCCUACCUGAACACAUCCACCCUCGAGACCAUUGGCACUGCUGCCGGCCGCAAGAUCGAGCUUCCUGAUGAGGUUACCACUGCCCUCUCCGCCUUCAAGACCGCUACCAAGUGGACUCAGGUUGCCUACAUCAUCGCCUUCAUCGCCCUGGGUCUCGAGAUCGUCUUCGGCAUCUUCGCCAACUGCACUCGUGUCAUGUCCUGCAUCACCUUCCUCGUCGCAUCUCUCGCUUCCGUCGCCGUUUGCGCUUCCGCCGCUCUCUCCACCGCCAUGUCUGUCAUUGUCGUUGGCGCUGUUGAGGGUACUGCCAAGUACUACGGUGUCUCUGCCGGCUUCAACAACAGCUUCCUCGCCCUCAUCUGGAUCUCUGCCGCUCUCGCUCUUGGCGCCGGCUUCUUCUGGAUGUUCACCAUCUGCUGCUGCGCUCCCAGCCACACCCGCAAGGACCGCAAGCGCAACAGUGAUGGCGAGAAGCUUCUUCCCCAGUCCAGCAGCUACCAGCCCAUUCACGAGGAGAACGGCUACUACAAGCAGCAGCAGGCUACCCAGUACGGUGCUCCCCGCUACGCCAGCGGUGCCCGUGGUGACACUGCUUACGAGCCUUACUCCCACCGCUCUUAA